Protopolystoma xenopodis is the source of this 453-nucleotide messenger RNA. The record is from the annotation of a GenBank genome assembly. Lineage: Eukaryota; Metazoa; Platyhelminthes; Monogenea; Polystomatidea; Polystomatidae.
AUGACACCCAUUUUGUACAAAUGCGUAAACACACAAUUGCACACAUAUUUCAUCAGACCGGAUCAGCAGGCCUGUCUUGCGGUGCUUUGUCAGGAGUGCUUGGGCACUCAGUUGCUCAUAGCCCCAUUGCCCAGAUACACAUCAGCCGGAUCGGAACACUUCAUUCCCUGGAGGGCCGGUUGCCUCGCGCGGACUCGAGCUCGGACUUGUCGUGAGAAACGAUCUCGCAGACGCAGCCAAACGGAGGAGGUCGAAGGCAGACCAUCUGACAAGGCAGAUGUGCACAUGAAUGGGACUGAAGAGGUGGACAGGAGGGAGAAUGAGGACCCGGCUGGAGAACAAGCCGACGAGAGGGAAUUGUUGCGAUGGCAAAUGGUGAAGCGACUAAUUGACCCGGUGAGUGGGACCAAUCUAUACCUUACUGAAUCUCAAACCUUGUUUUCGGGCCCGUAG